AUGGAUGGGGACAACUGCACUAUAGUGAACGAGUUCAUUCUUGUGGGACUCACAGAUCGAUCUGAACUGCAAAUCAUCCUCUUCAUAGUCUUCUUGCUGGUCUACAUUAUCACAGUAUUGGGGAAUGCUGGGAUCAUUGUAAUCGUGAGGACUUGCUCUCAGCUUCAGACGCCAAUGUAUUUCUUCCUUAGCAACUUAUCAUUCCUGGACCUGUGCUAUUCCUCUGUCGUAACACCCAAGAUGCUAGUGAGCUUCAUAUCACAUAGAAAAACCAUCUCCUACUCUAGCUGUUUCACUCAGUUGUAUUUUUAUAUUGCUUUGGCAACAGCAGAAUGUUACCUCUUGGCAGCCAUGGCAUAUGAUCGCUAUGUGGCCGUCUGUAACCCACUGAUGUACACAGUCAUCAUGUCUGAAAGACUAUGUGUUUUGUUGGUGUUUGCUUCUUUUGUGGUGGGCUUCCUAAAUGCAACAGUACAGAUAGGUUUUUCCUUAACAGUGUCCUUUGGUGAUUCUAAGGUCAUUAACCAUUUCUUUUGUGAUGGGCCACCAUUGAUGAAGUUGGCCUGCUCUGAUACCACUCUCAACCAAAUCCUUGUUUUUACUAUUGUUGGAUUCAAUGAAGUUACCACCACGUCCAUAGUUCUCAUCUCUUAUACCUGCAUCUUCUCUACCAUCCUCAGAAUACGCUCCAAUGACAGCAAGCACAAAGCUUUCUCCACCUGUACUUCUCAUCUAACCGCCGUCAGUUUGUUCUAUGGGACCCUCCUCUUUAUGUACUUGAGACCCAGUUCCAGCUACUCUUUGGAGCAGGAUAAAAUAAUCGCAGUGGUUUACACAGUAUUGAUCCCGUUCGUGAAUCCCCUGAUCUAUAGCCUCAGGAACAAAGAUGUGAAGGAUGCCUUGAUUAAAGGAAUGGAGAGACUCAGGAUUUCAAGAUAAAUGUAGCAGUCGCAUACUGGAAAGAAUAUAGCAAAGGGUUAGCUCUUUGAUUUACCUGAAGGUUGGGGAGGGGAGAGAAUUGUAAAACAAAAGAAAAAAAUAGGAAUAAAAACUAAUGCUCAUUAUCUAUAUAUAUCCAGAGUUAUACAGGAUUAUAUUCAAUGUUAGUUAUACCCAUUGUGCCAGGCUGGUACAAUAAGAGUGCUGAACUUUAGUAAUGUACAUUCAUUGAUUUUAAUAGGUCUGAGCUCUGAAUAUGACAGUUGGAUAUCAUCCACACCUUAUUAUUUCAAAUAGAGAUUUUCACAAGCCUUCAUAAAGUAACCAAAAGGAAGAAAAAUAAUAUAUUUGUACGUACAGUAUCUACAAUAAAUAAAAACGAGAACAUAGUGAUAGUAGUAGUUGUAGUACUAUGAGUAGAUUUUUAGAAGGUUCUUAAUGCUUAGAAGGGAUAGGUAUGGAGAGUGUAUUGAUUGCUAUUACCGUGUGAAACCAAACAAAUAAACAAGUAGAAGGCACAAAUAUAGACAUGUUGAAAUUUAGAUUUUCAAAUAACAUUGGUUGCACAUUGGCUUGAAAUUUAUUGUUCCAGUGAUUUAUCGAUAUGGACCAUCUCUCAGUGAGCUUGUCUCCCGUCUUUUGCUUAGCCCUAUGUUUCGCUUGGCUUAGAAGUAUGUAAAGUUUAUUA
This is a messenger RNA of Podarcis raffonei (Aeolian wall lizard), 1627 nucleotides long. RefSeq names its product olfactory receptor 1019-like. The transcript has a single exon. The record is from RefSeq and is a predicted model, not a curated record. NCBI's taxonomy places the organism in Eukaryota, Metazoa, Chordata, Lepidosauria, Squamata, Lacertidae. Gene Ontology annotation, biological process: G protein-coupled receptor signaling pathway; sensory perception of smell. Gene Ontology annotation, cellular component: membrane. The coding region runs from base 1 to 939 and encodes 312 amino acids. Gene Ontology annotation, molecular function: G protein-coupled receptor activity; olfactory receptor activity; odorant binding.